AAGUGAUUGACAAGUCGCAUGUAUUUUGCGCCAAAACGGAAUUUUGCAUACAAAGAUUCUAUUUUGAAUACAUUUUUUAUUAAAAAUUAACACAGAAAUGUCGAAACGCAAUAGCACAGGCGCGACAAACACGUUAUUUAAUUAUUUUUCUAAAACCCCUCCAGCCAAUAAGAAGGUAAAAUCAGAGUUAGAAGUUGAGAAAAGUCCGAAUGUUAAUUCACCUGUGCGAAACGGCGAAAAGGAAUCUAAAGCUGAAAACAAAAAGCGAGAAAGACAAAUAACUCCAUCACCUGAAGUGAAACAUAACAGUGAAAGUGAAGAUGAGGCUCCUAUUGCGCCCAAACGAAGGAAGAGGAUCAGACUUAACCCAGUGGACUCUGAUGAUUCCGAUGUCGAGAAUAAAGCAGAUAACAAAAUGGAUACAACAGAGGUAGAGAAGCCGUCAAUGGAAAAGAAACUGCAGGAUAGUUUUAAAUAUGAGCCAAACCAGUCUCCUAAGGCUAAGCCAGCAAGUAAACCACCAAGCAAGUCUACAUCUAGUAUCAAAUCUUCAGCAUCGCCUCCAAAACCACCAGAAGACAAACCAGUAGUGGCAGACGACUUCAAUUGGAUACACUGCAAGUUGGAAUGGCUGAAACCCGAAAAGAUCAGAGAUGCUCAAAAAAGAAGGCCGGAUCAUCCCGACUACGACCCCUCCACUUUAUUCGUUCCUCCUGAAUUUUAUAAGAAUCAAACCCCUGCUCACCGGCAGUGGUGGGAGAUGAAGUCGUCUCACUUCGACUGUGUCCUGUUCUUCAAAGUAGGCAAGUUCUAUGAGUUGUACCACAUGGACGCUGCAGUGGGUGUUAAUGAAUUGGGAUUUUCUUACAUGAAGGGUGAUUUCGCACAUUCAGGCUUCCCUGAAAGUGCUUACGGCAGGAUGGCGUCUACACUAGUAUCCAAAGGGUACAAAGUCGCUCGAGUAGAACAGACUGAGACUCCGGAUAUGAUGCAAGAGAGGUGUAGAAAGACUGGUCAGAACAGUAAAUGGGAUCGAGUAGUUCGCCGCGAGAUCUGCCAGGUGACUAUGAGAGGUGCUCAAGUAUGUGGCCUACAAGACAACGGACCUGCCGACCCUACAGCCGUUUACAUGAUGGCUAUUGCUGAAGAGGAAAGCAACGGCAGCAGUACAUACGGAGUCUGUUUUGUCGACACAUCCAUCGGAUUGUUCCACCUGGGACAGUUCCAAGAUGACAAGCAUUCGUCCAGACUACUCACUACCUUGGCGCAUCAUCCACCAGCACUGAUAAUAUACGACCGUAAGACAAGCCCCCGUACGUCCAAAUUGCUUAGCACCCACUGCCACAGCGCUCGCCGAGAACCCCAAAAUUUAUGGGCUCCUGAGAAAACUUUGAAAACUUUAGCAGAGAAGUACUACAGAACGAAUGCCGAUGGAGAAUGGCCUGAGGGAAUCAAACCUUUUUUACACGAAGGUGACGCCCUCGGACUUACCCCUGCAGUGAACUGCUACCUGGCCAUCAAAGCCCUCGGCGGAGUGGUAUCCUGCCUUACCGACUGUCUCCUAGACAUACAGGUCCUAGGCAUGAACCAAUUCACAUCCUACGCACCCCCAGACGUGUUAAACAAGACCUUACCACCAGAAGUUAAGAUCGAGAAUCGCUGGGAAGGCGGCAGCACUAUGGUCCUUGACGCGAUCACGUUGAGAAACUUAAGAAUUGUACAGGACGAAGGAUGUUUGUAUGAGAGGUUGAAUUUCUGCUCUACGCAUAUGGGGAAGAGAUUACUGUACCAAUGGGUGUGUGCUCCGAGUUGCAAUAUAUCAGUGAUAAAAGAGAGACAGGAGGCUGUGAAGGCUCUGUUUGAAAAUCAAGAGCUCUGCCAAGACGCUAAGAGUAUUCUCACCACAUUACCGGACUUAGAAAGGCUUUUGGCGAAAGUACACGCACUAGGUAACUUGAAACGUUCCAAACAGCAUCCAGAUUCUCGCGCCAUUUUCUACGAGGAAAAGUCCUAUUCGAAACGAAAAGUGCUAGAUUUCAUAUCCGUUCUGAACGGGUUCACAGCAGCGUUGAAACUUGUGGAUUUAUUCUCUGAUACCGACUCUAAAUUGCUGAAGAGGAUAAUGCAGUUCCAUCCUGAUGGAAAGUACCCUGAUUACAGAGAGACUUUGAAGUUUUUUAAGGAAGCCUUCAAUCAAGAGCAAGCUGAGAAAGAAGGUCGCAUUCUCCCGGGCGAAGGAGUCGACCAAGAGUACGACAAUACGCUGCAACUCAUUCAAGAAAUAGAGGGGGAACUGAAGGAAUAUUUGAGUGAACAGGAGAAAUAUUUCAAAUGCCGGUUAUCAUACGUGGGGACAGAUAAGAAAAGGUAUCAAAUAGAAGUGCCACAGAAUGCGGCGGCUAAAGCCGGUCCCGAUUACAAUUUAGAAGGUGCAAGGAAAGGAUUCAAGAGAUUCUCUACGUCCGAGACUAAGGAUUUCCUGGCACGUAUGAUAGCAGCCGAAGAACAGAAAACAAACGUUCUAAAAGACUUGAGCCGUAGAAUAUUCGAGAAGUUCUCCUCCCACUACAAUCAGUGGGAGACAGCAGUUCAGUGUUUGUCCACCCUCGACAUUCUGCUGGCGUUUACAGAGUUCGCAAGGCAACAGAGCGGGGAUGUAUGCCUGCCUCAAAUUACUUUCGAGGAAGACCAGAAGCCAUAUCUAAAUAUAGUGGAGGGUCGACACCCCUGUAUAUCUAACGUGGUGGACUUCAUUCCCAACGACACCCAGCUGGGCACGGAGGACUCCAGCUUGUUACUGUUGACUGGCCCCAAUAUGGGAGGCAAGUCUACCCUUAUGAGGCAGGCCGGCCUCAUCACUGUACUUGCGCAUUUAGGAAGUUAUGUACCAGCUGAAGAAUGUAAGCUAAGUCUGGUGGACCGUAUCUUCACUCGUUUGGGUGCAUCCGAUGACAUCUUCUCUGGCCAGUCAACAUUCUUAGUGGAAAUGAAUGAGACCGCGGCCAUUGUGACACAUGCCACUGUACAUUCUCUUGUACUAUUGGAUGAGUUGGGGCGUGGCACAUCAACGUACGACGGUACGGCGAUCGCGUCAGGAGUGUGCGUGGAGCUAGCCAAGCGAGGCUGUCGCGUCAUAUUCUCCACGCACUACCAUUCUCUCGUGCACCACCUGUCUUCAUAUCCUGGCAUCAUGCUAGGACAUAUGGCCUGUAUGGUAGAAACAGACGAAUCCGCUCCGGACAGUGAAGACAAUAUUCCAGAAGAAACAAUAACAUUCCUAUACAAACUGUCUCCGGGCGCUUGCCCUAAGUCCUAUGGUUUCAACGCAGCCCGCCUAGCGGGCAUACCAAAGGAAAUAACUCUUAAAGCCCAUCAAAUAUCCAAGAAUCUUGAAAAAGAAGCUACAUGUGUCCGCGCCUUUAGAGACAUUCUCAAAAUGGAGGACAACCCUAAAGAUGUCAGGGCAAUGUUGGCAGCCCUGAGUAUUUAGUUGUCGCAACUCUAUGAAUCUCUUAUUUUUACAAGUUCAUGUGCUAGUAUUUUUUUAAGAAGUGUUGUUUUUAUGUCGUUUAAUGUUUUGAAGCAAUCAGAAGAUUAUUUUUAAUUUUGAAUUCAUAGUUUACUCAUAAUUAUUGCUUCGAGCUAAGAAAUUGGGUGAAACUAAUUUCCAAGUUAAUGAACUUUGUGAUUUAUAAUGCCUAACAGAAAACGAUGUUACCUCUUUGAUAAUUUCAAUCAAUAAUGUGAUAAUAAUUCUACUAAAAUUGAUUGCAUGACAUGGUUAUUGUUGAUUGUAUUCGUUGAUUUGAAUGAUGGUUGUAAGUUGUACUUUAAGAUUACGAACCCACCUGCUAUUGGA
Messenger RNA from Spodoptera exigua (beet armyworm), 3859 nucleotides. The record is from the annotation of a GenBank genome assembly. NCBI's taxonomy places the organism in Eukaryota, Metazoa, Arthropoda, Insecta, Lepidoptera, Noctuidae.